Molecule: messenger RNA, 900 nt
Organism: Rhinocladiella mackenziei CBS 650.93
Lineage: Eukaryota; Fungi; Ascomycota; Eurotiomycetes; Chaetothyriales; Herpotrichiellaceae
Exons: 2
Coding region: 1-900 (299 amino acids)
Source: RefSeq, a predicted model, not a curated record
AUGAUUGAAUUUGUCGACAGCCAGGACCCAAACGUGAGGAGUGCCAUCCAGCGACACACGGCAUAUCACUCAGCAGCACAACGUCGAGAUGCUCGAUCAAGACUGCUGCGACGGUCUAGCCAGACGCGCUAUCUGGAAUGGGGCAGACGUCCCAGGUCAGAGAUGGAAAUGACCACUUCCUCUGCGAGCAGUGCGAGUUCUGUCUCCAUGUCACCGGCGCCUGAUCAGACUCGACGUUCUAGUGCCCAGGAGCAAGAGCCUGAGAGAUCUGAGGGACCGGCAAGUCAAGCAAGCCGAUCAGUUUCGAUUCCGGCCUCCGAAUCACUGCCAGUGGCGACCCCAUCAACAUCGCCGCCCAUAGCUGCCGAAGACGCAAUAUUGCAAUUUCUUUCCACAACAUUGUGCGCACAUGCAGAAUCUAGAGAGCCCUUUGACGCAGCUAUUAGGUUUAUGCGCGAACAUGAGGCGUCCCGAUGUCUGCUGCUUGCCUACUCCUAUGCGCUCCGAUGGAGAUUACACGGGAGCCCUGAAACGGCCCAGGAUCAUGUCGAUGCACAGUCGAAUCUGGGGCGAGGAACCAAUAUUCUCUGGAAUCAACUCCAAGUAUCCGGUCACGCCAGUUCCGAUGCCAACAUUCAAGCCGUGCUCCUGCUUGUAACCUACACCUCGGAUUUUGGCCAGGCUAACGAAGAACAAUUACACGUCGAUGCUCUCCGAACCAUGGUCGACCAGCGUGGAGGAGUAGACGCAUUCGGACAUAAUUCAGCACUACAGCGGCAAUUGUGGGCGAUUGGAAAUUCACGGGUGCAUCAUUUGACACUAAGUUGCGACUUGUCCUGUCCAGAACGGCGAAGGUUUCCCAACGGUCUCCGGCUGGGCCCCAUGGAAGAAGAGGACUGA